CAAGAAGACAGAUCUGGCCACUGUAGCUCUGGCAAGGUGUUGAGGAGUGCGGCGCUGCAUUCGUCGCCGCUCAUCAGAUCGAACUCAUCCCGCUCCCCGUGUGCUAUUCCGCCAUAACGGACGUCAGCAACGGCUGAGGGCUGAAGGGCUAACUAACCAAGGAAGGGGCUGCGGUAGGGAUGACAGCGAUGAGCAAGAUGGCGCGCCCCUCGGUCAUGUUUGCCCUCGCCGGCCUCACUCUAGCCAUCGCACCCUGCGCCGCCUACGCCUUCUGGAGGACCGGGGCGGUGCGGGGGGUCCGCAGGGGACUACGGAUGCUCGCUGGCGCCAAACCCACACCACCAAAGGCCAACAAACUGCCGCAGAAAGUCGUAUUCGGCAAAAUUGAGGGCGAGGCGCGGUGAGGGGGGUGGGUGAGAGAGGGGGGGCUCUGGGUGUGGUUCUGAUUUCAUUUCCUGUGUGUGAUGUGUUCUCUGUUGUGUGUGUGUGUGUGUGUGUGUGUGUUUGUGUGUGUGUGUCAGGGGUGCGGCUGGUGACGUGCUGAUGCACACGGCUACUGCAGAGGACCCCUACUUCUGGCUGAGGGUUAGUGAGUGGACGAUUCACCUCACCUGUCUGUCAGGGGAGAGAUGAGAGAGAUGUGCUUUGCCUCUAUGUGUGCUGUGUGCUGUUCAGGAUAGCGAGCGUAAGGACCCGGCCAUGUUGGCCCACCUGGAGGCCGAGAACGACUAUGCCGACCAGAUGCUCAAGCCACUCAAGGCCCUCAAGGACCAGGUUUUCGGCGAAUUCCUCGCACACAUGAAGGAAACUGACGAGCGGGUCAGGAAACGGCUGACUAAAUGGGCACGGUCCAUCCAUCCGUCGCCCAUCCUGUCACACACAUGGCUGGUUGGUUGUUGGACUGACAGGUGCCGUAUCCCCACGGCGGGUGGUACUAUUACUCGCGUACGGUGAAGGGGCUGGCGUACGACAUCUACUGCCGCAAGAAGACCCUCGACGGCGAUGAGGUCAUACUCCUCGACGUCAACAAACUCGCAGAGGGCAAGAAGUUCUGCGACGUCGCUGGUACUACAGUGAGAUCAUCCAUCUAGAACUGACGUCCGUAUUGUGAUGGAUCGUUUGUGUGUGUCGUUGGUGUGUGUAGAGCUGCACCCGAGCCCAUCGCACACGAUCAUGGCGUACUCGGUCGACUUCCAGGGGUCAGUCAGUUUACCCACCACAUGUGACACAGACAGGCAGACCAUCCACACACACACACAUCUCUGUCGUGUGUGUGUUGCCCAGAUACGAGACCUACGACAUCUACUUCAAGAACCCCACCACAGGUGGGUGCCUAACACUCCACAAUCAGCAAGGCACGGGAUUGCCGAGCCCACACUGAGUGUUAUGUGUGGUGUGUGUGUCAAUCGACAGGGGAAUUGUUAGAUGACGUGCUGCACGAUACCUACGACUCGUUCGUGUGGGGGGCGGACGAGUCCACCAUCUACUACUGGACGUUCGACGAGGCACACAGGUGCGCACACAGAAGGGAAAGUCAGGACCGACAGCACAGCACGACAGCGGGCGGCGCGUGUGUGUAUGUCUGUGCUCUGCAGGCCUUACAAGUUCUGGCGUCAUAUUCUGGGCACUCCCCAGUCGGAGGACGUCAAUCUGUUCACUGAGGACGACAACACCUUCUAGUAUGGAACCAGCACCAGCGCACACACACGUAUGAAAACACCGCUGUCUGUCUGUUGUCUUCCGUGUGUCAGUGUUGGCAGCGGCAAGACGCAGAACAGCCGGUUCAUAGUGGUCGAGAGCUCUUCCACCGCACCCACCAGCGAAGCACACUACAUCGACCUCAAGGUCAAGAGGCAACAGCCAUCCACCCCACACACACACACUCUUUGUGUCCGUGUGUGCAUCACAUCCUCAGGGUGUGUCAGGUGCUGAGGGUCACAAGAGUGCCCCCCUGGUGUUGUUCCAGGAGCGCACGAGGGGCAUCCAGUUCGACCUCGAGCAGUGGGGCGACCAGUGGUGGAUCGUCACCAACAAAGACAAAGCCAUGAACAGCAAAAUCAUGACGUGAGCGAUCGCACACCCACCACACAUAGACAGGCGCGGAUGCUGCACCCAUCCAUGCAUCCAUGCAUCCAUCCAUGUGUGUAUGGGUAUGGGUGUGCGUGUGUGUGUCGUGCAGGUGUCCGCUGGGCAACACGACGUUUGAGCACUGGAAGGACUGGCAGCCGUAUGACCCCAAAACCAGAAUCAAGGCCAUCACACCGUUCAAGGUGAGUUUGGAUCCCCAGCCAAACAGCAAGAUCCUCUCUCUCUGUGUGUGUGUUGGCGUGAAUGAUGGUCAGGAUCACAUCGCAGUGUCGGGUCGCAAGGGCGGCUACCAGCAGAUGUGGAUCAUCAAACCUGCGGAAGGUCAGCAACCCACACACAUGUCUGUCUAUGUCACCACACAUUUACCCCAGUGUGUCACAUCACAUUUGGUGUGUGUGUGUGUGUGCGUCUGCCUGACGUGCAGACACGUGGUACCAGAUAGACUGGCCCGAGGAGCUGCACUCGAUCACCAUCAGCACCAACGAAGAGUUCGACACGGACGUCGUCAGAGUCACGGUAUGUCGAGACAUACACACAGACACACACACACGGACAAUCCGUGUCUCUCUCUCUCUCUCUGUGUGUGUGUGUGUGUGUCUGCGUGUGGUGGAUGGAUCAGUACUCGUCGAUGACGACCCCCCGGCAAACGCUCGACUUCAACAUGACCACACAGUGAGCCAUCACGACACACAUGCACACACAUGCACACACAUGCACACACAUUCACACACACGCACAUCUCACUCACUGCUACGUCCAUCUUGCAGGGAUCAGAAGUUGCUGAAGGAGCAGCCUGUGCCGCACUACAACCGGACUGACUACGCCUCAGAGCGUAUCUACGCCACGGCCGUCGACGGCACCCAGAUACCCAUGUCACUCGUUUACAAGUACGCGUGUUCGUGCGGCAGGGAGACGCUGCCUGGGACCAUAACGUAACUUUUGUUGUGUUGGUCGCGAUGAUCAGCUCCAAGAUCUACCCCGACGGCAUCCACAAAGUGGGGCGUCUCCCCAUCCUCCUAUACGGUAUCCGUCCCUCCCUCCACACACACAUCACAUGAGCACACCCCGUGUACCCAUUCACGGCUGCGUGUGUGUGUGUGUGUGUGUAGGAUACGGUUCCUACGGGAUAUCGCUCGACCCCGACUUCGACUACCGCAGGCUGAGCUACCUCGACAGAGGGGUCGUGUACGUCAUGGCACACAUUAGGGGCGGGGAGGACGAGGGCAGGGAGUGGUACGAGGAGCAGGGCAAGUUCCUGACCAAGAAAAACACGGUUAGCACACAGACGGAAGUCACGCGGUGAUCGAUAUCGACGUCUGCCUCCUCUGUGUGGUGUGUUGAUGGAUGGCUUCAGUUCAGCGACUUCGUCAGCUGUGCGGAGUACUUGGUGUCCGAGGGAUACACCAACACCGAGAGCAUCUGUAUCAAUGGUACUUCACUACCACAUUCUCACAGACGUCACACGCGUCAGAUAUCGCAUCAUAUCGUAUGGUGUGUGUCUUGAUGCAGGUCGUAGUGCUGGCGGCCUGCUGAUCGGUGCAUCACUGAACCUGCGGCCUGAUUUGUUCAAGUGCGUCAUCACAGCCGUCCCCUUUGUAGACGUCCUCAACACGGUCAGUGCGGGCGGGAGUGGGGACGGGCCGGCCGCAAUGCAUCGAUCCGUCCAUCGUCAACGGGUGUAUGCGUGUGUGCAGAUGUCGGAUCCGUCCAUUCCGCUGACCACUGGCGAGUGGGAGGAGUGGGGCAAGUAAGCCAAGCCACAAACCACAUACAUCCAUCCCAUCCGCCCGUGUGUUUAUGUGAAUGUGUGGAUGUGUGUCAGUCCCAACAUCAAGGAGUACCACUACUACAUGAAGGAGUACUCGCCCUAUGACAACGUUCGCGCCACCCGAUACCCCGCCAUGUUCGUCACGGCCGGACUCUGGGACUCGAGAGUCGCCUAUUGGGAACCGGCCAAAUGGUGGGUGUGCGCAUGAGUGACAACACACACGCAAGCAGAUGGUGAAUUGCGUGUGUUUGUAUGUCGUCGAUAUCAGGGUGGCGAAGCUGCGUGACUUCAAGACGGACGACAACCCGAUCAUCCUCAAAGUCGACACUGCCGCGGGACACUUCAGCGCUUCAGACAGAUACAGGGUCAGUCAACCCAGUGCACCCAUUGCAAGAACCGAUACGCACCGAUACGCUGUGUGUGUGUGUGUGUGUGUGGUAUGUCUGUGGAAUGCAGCACAUGCGUGAGCGCGCGUUGGAGACGGCCUUUGUGCUGGACCAGCUCUCGUCCACAGAGCUGCUCGUCCCCGGCCCACCGCUGCCUGACCUCCCUCCUGAGCCAAAGGAGUCAUCAAGGUCGUAGACAAGACACACCAGGGGCGGCGCGUAGACAGACAGACAGACAGGCAGACAGGUGGUGUUGUUUUCUGUGUAGGUACGCGAUUGUGAACAUGUAAAGGUGUAGUCAGGGAGACGGACGCGGGCCUGUGUACAUGUGUGUACAUGUUUGGAUUCGCUCAAGACGGACGGGAGGGAGGGAGGGAGGGAGGGUCGGCCUAUUGGUUUGGCGGGAUGUGUCGAUCUAUGGUGUUUACAAUGUUCCAAAGGGGAGGCGAGGGAAGUGUUUGCUGGGGAUCUUGACGAUGAGGCGCAAGGGGGGUGCAGCAAAGCGUCCUACGCGGCCCAGCCGGCCGGCUGUUGCGUAGGCCCGACCUGUACAUGGAUGUCGUCUACUCUUGUUCUAUUCCUCCGGUCUGUGUGGAUGCAUGUCAGUGGCUAUCUUUCUGUCUGUCAGUGUCUUAUGGGGUGCGGUACGGUGAGGCGGGGCUGGGGGAGUGGGCGACUGAAAGGUCCUUCCGAUGAUCGAUACGAUAAGCAAUCGUUGACAACGUUUUGCAUAAGGGUGGCUCCGGCGGCGUACUGCGUGUGUGUGAGGGACGCGUGCGUAUGUGCGUGCGUGACAUCUGCCGGCCUCUAUGAGACUCAUCUGUGGAUGUGUGUGUGUGUGUG
This is a messenger RNA of Vitrella brassicaformis, 5085 nucleotides long. NCBI's taxonomy places the organism in Eukaryota, Vitrellaceae. The record is from the annotation of a GenBank genome assembly.